AUGGGGGAGCAGCUAGAGGACAUGGGAACAGUUCUAGUGAUCCCAGGAGCUGGCAUGGGAUGGUUGUUUGACACUGUUCCCUUAGAAAAGCACCAUGUUGCAGGGAGCAGAUGCAGACUGGAGAGGUUUUUGGUGCUGACAGACUUGCUCUGGCAACUGAUGCGCGUGCCAGCAGCCUUGUCAUUGGAGAGACCUGGACGUCACUGUCACCAUAGAGAUGGCAACAAAGAUUCUGUUUCAAAAGGUGAAGAGAAGCUGAGAACUAGGAAGCUCCAGAAGUUCCAGCAGAAGGCUCUGAAGCAAACUAAGCAGAAGAAAUCCAAGUCGGCUGAAUUUCUGAUGGUAAAAGAAGAGAGAGCAGCAACAGAAGGCAUUGAAAAUCCAGCUUUUAACAUCAGCAGCACAGAUCUUUCAGCGUAUCAGCCUUCAGAAGAGAAAGUUAUUAGACAUGACAAGCCAGAUAGCACCCUUGCAGCUCACCAACAAAAACUCAGGCUGCAAGCCCAUGCUGAACCAAGAGGAAAUGAAUACAGCAGAAAUUACUUUGACCCGUUGAUGGAUGAGGAAAUAAACCCAAGGCAGUGUGGGAUGGAGGUCAGUGAAGAAGAUCCAGUGAAAUUUGAUGAACAAAUCCUGUAUGGUAAACUGAUGGAGCUUUUAGAUGAAGAAAACAAGAUGCCGGACUUCCAAGCAGCCUGUGUCGCCAGUGAAGAUUUUCCAGACUCCAUGAUGCCUGUCAGCUCCAGUAAGGCAUGUGACCUUCACAGGGAGCUUGAAGAUGAAGUGAUUCCUUCAUAUAUUGAACAGUUUGAGAGAGAUGUUCAAGAUGACAUAAUUCUGCUUGGCAGCUAUUCACUGGAACAGAACACAAAGGAGAAAGAAACGAAUGAAGACACUGGAACCGAAUUUUCCAAAAGCAGAAUGGGAAGUCAGCCAUUGAAAGCAGAAGAGAAUGGAUUUGAAGACGAAAUGGUGGCCAGCUUUGGUAACCUUGUAGGUAUGAAUGCUGGAUUAACUAGAGCAGCAGGACCUUGUCAGAAGGUUGACUGCUCCAAGACACUGCAGCUGAUAGAAAUUCACAUCAAAUGUCUGAGGGGAGUCAAAGAUAAGGUCCCUAAAGGCCACUACACCCUCAAAGUUUCUGUUCUCAGCCAUUUAGGUGGUGACUUACUGGAGUGGCCCAAAGCGAAGGGGCAGCCUCAGGACUGGACAACACUGCCUGUUAGUCAUGAUGGAAACUACUACAACAUUGGAAUCUACUUUGGACAAAGUAUCCAGACUCUUCUACCCCCUAGAAAAGCUGUGAAGCCAGGCAUGGUCCUCCUCUUUGAACUCUUCCUUCUUCGGGGGACCUGUACUUUGGUUGAUCGAGAAGUGGGAUGGGGAGCUUUUCCCUUGUGUGACAACAACUUUAAUACUUUGGAGGGAAAAUUUAAAUGUCCUUUCCUCAGAGGCCAUUACGACUCCAAAGUUGACCGAUUCAAAAAAAUGGAAAAUUUUAUUUCUCAAGACCUGGAUCAUUGGUUAUGCAAUCUCUACUUUCAGGUAAUUAAACUACCACAAGAUUCAAAUAAGCAUCUCCCACCUGAACUUCUCAUGUAUUCAAGCAUUGCUGAAAAGAAUGGUGUCUCAGAGAAGGUUGGAGAGUCUGGAGUAUUAGAGGAUGACUUUUACCAAGAUUGCCUUGGCAGUGCAGAUGAACACUGCAGCUCAUUUCAGCCAAAGGAAGAACAAGAAGAGCAUCACAAGAUCAUCUGCAAUAACCCACUUGACCAAUAUUAUAAGGAAGAAUCAAGUCCUGGGAACAAUGCAGGCCCAGAAGAAGGGAAAGCAUCUGCAGAGAGAAAUUUUUAUUUAGAAGAGUUAGAGAAAUAUACCUUUUCUGUGUGCUGUCAUUCUGUUGCUGAAGUGAAAUUGUCCAGGCGAGUUGUUGAGCAUUUCCAUUUUGUGGUAUACACAGUCUUCUCAGAGCUGGGACCUGCACACUGGCGCUCCGGGGACUUCUGGCUGCUUGCCCUGCUAGUAGUUUUGCUUUGGUUCAUGAGACUUUACCUACAUUAUUUGAGCCAAUGGCUCUUUCUUCAGACCAUCUCCGUUCCUGUUACAAAAUUCCAGCUUUUCCCACACACCGUUGAGCUGUGCUAUCAGAACUCCUUGCUGCACACCACUGAAGAGUUGGUCAUGGUUGUGGUGGGACCCCUAACCUUGAACGCAGUGCUGCUUCUUAUGGUCCUGAUCAAAUGGGGCUGUCAGCAUCUGUUUGACUCAUUCCCUUCCUUCUUGUCAAAGUUUAUCAUAGCUCUGGGACUCUGGACAGUGCUAGACCCCUUGGCAGUGUUCGUAGUGGAUUCAGUCCUGGGGCGACUUGGAAACAGUGUAGAGGAACCUAUUGCUGAUGCUGCAAAGCUCUACUGGGUCUUUGUAAGAGCAGAGGAGUCAGGUAUUCCUGGUGUCUUAAUCACUGUAAUGCUUUAUGCAAUUCUAUCCAUCAUCUCAUCAACGACGUUGUACCUCUACUUUUUAAGGCUACAUAGUGAAGGUUGGCUUUUGGAUGUAUUUCAACGCAUUCAUGGUGAGGAAGGCACAUUUUUUGUUCCACUGGAUUUAGAGAUUUCCAGUCAAGAGCUGAGCUACAUUAUGAAGAGAGCUGAGCAGUGGAGAGGAAUCAAUGGUGAAAGACGGAUGGUGGCAGUAUCUGAUUAUAUCUGGAAGGACCAUGCCAGCAAGCCUGGUGUCUCCAGCUGUGACCUCCAGCAAGGCGAAGAAAUCUCUGACUCUGCAACCACAUCCAGACACAGCACCACCGUUCAUGUCUCUGUCUACACUGUCCACCUCAGCAGCUUCCAGGAGCUCUACAGGCACUUCCUCAGGCUACCUGAUGGGGCUAUCAUUGAGGCAUUUGGUGAUAUUACUGGAGAAAUUCUUUUGUGUAAUGAAAUGAGCAGAGCCCAGGAGUGCAUAAGUGAAAUGGACAGUAUGCUGCAUACAUCUUCACAUAUCAAGCUGAGGGAAAGGAAAAAGAGUACAGCGAGGUGGAAAGACUCUAAACUCCUGUACACAAUAUUGAACAAGAAACUAACUGAAGAGAAACCAUCAAGUUCCAGAAUUUUUUUUAUGGACAUUUUCCUACCUGAGCAGAGUUGCAGUUCUCACUGAUCACUCCAGCAUCUGAGGUAAUGCUAAUUACCCUACAAUGAGUGAAUGACACAAGCAAUGCAGUGGAGGCCACUAGGAUUGCUCAUCCACAUGACCGACCUCUGCUAUGAGUUACAGUGAUGAUCUGUAAUCUACUGCAGUUUACAGGUGACAGUACCAAGGAGGCAGCAUGCUAUAUGCAGCAUCGUACUUUGUGCAUCUUCUUGCCUCCAGUUUUGAAUGUGACUGAAUGUAAUGGUAAAAAUUUCUUUGGAAAAUACUAUAUCCUUGGUUUCCCUACACUGAGCUAAGCUAUCCCAGACUGGUUCCGUGAGAUUUUGACUUCAGUGUUGGUAACCUGCCAUUAUUUAGUCUGAAGACAAGACUGACUUUAACGUGCAAAGCCACCGCACCUUUAGUUGUGAUGGGAAUAUGCUGACUUUUUAACAAAUGUGGAUCUGGCUCUGAGGACUUGGUUCAUCAGUUUUAUUCCUUCAGUUAUGUUGAUGUGUCUCCAGUGACUUUCAUCUGGUCUGGGACGCACAAUUCUGCAGCAGUACAUAUUCUUGAAAGAAGAAUUUACAGUAUUCUUAAAUAUUAAGUGAAUUUAUAUUGCAUUUUUGCUGACAAUGUACAAUACUACCUAUUAGUUUUUAUCAUCACAUCCUGCGAGUUCCCAUGGUUGUUGGUCAAUAUACACUGGGUGGCCUUGGCUUUGAAAUUGUUUUUUGAAGGGCUCUUAUCAGCAACAUCAUCUGUAAUGCUCAGUUAUAGUUGCAUAGUAAUUGCCUGUCUAUGCAGUGUUCCUUUACAACAAUUUUCUUCCACGUAGCUAUAUAUAUGUAGUCAUUACUGAAAAGUGUAAAUAAAGAAUCCUUUUAGUGGUGCAGUUUCCCUAGGUACCUACUGUGCUCUUAUUAUCUAAAACAUACUCCCCAUCUGUAGUUCUGUUCUAUUAAAGGAUAAAGACAUAAGUAUGAAUUAAAAAUUAAAAUGCUUGUUGUAGAUUGGAGAGCAAGGUCUAUUAGAACAUAUCUGGCGCAAGGCUCACAGCACAGUAGAUAGAUUACACUGAGCACCAGUUAAGCAAAGGGAUGAAAAAUGACUGAUUUUAAUCAUCCAGUUAAAUAUAGUGCUAAGUGGUAUGUGCUAGCAUUAAAAGAAAAUUACUUAGCACUUCACCAAUCACAGCAUGAGAGCAUUCCAUUGGAAGCAGUAUUUCCAGUGGUGCUCAAUCCUCAGUUUUAUUAAAUAAAUUGGCUGUUAAUGCUUAAGGAAGCAGUUGAAGACGUAUUGCUAUGAUAAUAAAAAGAUUGAAAAUGUAAAAAUAAAGAGAAGCAGUACCUCAUUUUAAUGGAAUGCCCUAAGAAAACCUCCUUCUCUCUUAACAACAAAACUUCAAAGUGCUAGUAGAUCUGUAAUAUUUGCAUCUCCUUUCCUUUAGUCAAGUCUUCCUUUCUUACUAAUGAAUAUGACCUUUCUCUUUUUUUUAUCUCUAUAAUGACAUCUUUUUUUCUCAUAAAUCUGCUGCCAUGUCACUGAACAUUUUGAUGAGCUUUUCUGAUUCCCUCUUAUAUCUCCAUGAUAGGAUAUUAUUAUCCACUAAUCUAGAGAUGAGGAGCCUGAUCCUCAGCACAGGUACUUUUUGAUUGCUCAGUUAAAGAUGGAGAUGUGAAAAUUUACACCAGAAGAGGUUUUGACAUUGAGGACUAUCUUUGUAUCAUGCAGCAAUCUUACUUCCUCCACAAUAAUGGGCACUGGGAGACACUCAAAUCUGCUGUCUGAACAUGCAGAAGUUGCAAGAAGACAUAAACUUAUCUCAGACCAAACCUAAGCCUCCUUCUCCUAAACAGAAGUCACCUGGCAGGAGCUGCACAGCAAACGUAUUAGGAAUGACACAUGCAGGCGAUGGCCCAACAUUGGAGUCACAGCUGCAUCUUCACCAGCAAGAUCAAACAUUAAAAAUACAGAAAAUUUCAACUCGGAUAUCAAAAUUACAGGGUUAAGGAAAUUAUGCAUGAAGGCAUCUUGAGUCCUUCGUUUUCCCCCAGUUUCAUUCUUUGGAGAAUCCAAUUUUGAGUUUUAUUUUAUGACUAGUUUAGAAAGACUUUUUUUUUAUAAAGAGAUAAGUGCAGGUACUAGGGGACAAAUUAAGAGGAUGAAGACUAAGAAUCUCUUGUGAGUAUGUAAUUGCAGGAGCUCAUGUCUCUUCUGGAAUUCAUUGCAAACAUGACAAUCAGUUAUUUUCUUUGGUCAGGGGAGGAAGGAUAAGGGCCAAUAAGCUUUAACUUGUUGCAAAUACUGUUUAUUUCUGGGUUUUUUUUUGAGACAGGGCUAACAACCAUAUUCAAGGGAUAAGUCACGUAGUUCAUCUACUUUAGAACAAAGGUUAACUGGAGAUGUUUUGAGUUUUCUUCUGGUCCUACAUUUUUAGGUAUCUGUGACAAUGAUGAGAUCUGCUCAAAACAAGUGCCUAUCCCAUAUGCUUAACGCUUUAGUGAAAUCAGUGUAGUCCUAUACAGCAGAACUCUUUCCACUAUUAGUGUAGAAUGAUGCUGUUGGACAUGAAAGAAUAUUUGUAAAAUCAUGGUUUAUUUAAAAAAAAAAGUUUUCUUGUGAAAAACUUGUCAAUCUUUUGCAAUGUAUGCUCUAAACCAAGACAUGUAAGCAGUGCUUUCUUCUCUUGCUGCAGCAUAUUUUCAUUCACAUUUCCCUGUCUCCUUCUACUUAGAUAAGCACCUAGAAGUAUUUUUUAAUUGUUGUACAAGAUCUCUAUUUGAAGAACUUCUUUAAACCUUAAACCAACACACAUUUUCUUUGUACCAAUGCAACGUUUUCUUCUCAAAAUAUUUAAGGAUAUGAUAUUUAACCUAGUUUUCAAAAUACAGAAUUCCAUUUUACAUUUUCUUGGCUGACAAGUAAUGGUUCUGAUGCAUCUUUUCUGGGUAUGCCAAUUCUGUCAUAUACACUAAUAUGAAAUAAUGACACAAGGUUGACUUAACUAGAGAUAAUAGGGCACAUUUCUAAAACAUUCUGUAUGGGAGGUAUAUGGACAGACCUUGCCACUUAUUAAUAAAAUGGGAGAAGUUCCUCAUCUGCGCUACAACAUAUAACAGUUUCCUACUCCAAAGGCACAGACUCCUUACAUAAUAAAAUAUUAAAAAUAAAAAUGAAAGGAAUCCACACAGCAUUGUUUCAGGUAAAUUUUAGAACUUCACCAUGCGAUGGAAAACAUAACCACGUUGAAUUUGGCGCAAUAGACAAUUACCUUUGCAUAGAAAACCAGUGAGUGAAUGUGUGUUCGUGUGUGUGCUCAUGUGAAUGGAACAAUAACAGGACAGGUUUCAGUGGCAAAUCUCUGUAUUUGAAACCUUUUCAGGGGGUUGUCUCUUGUCCAUGUUGUUUAAGUCUUUUGAAUAAAAAAUCAGAAUUUGAUGGCUUUGUCUUCUGCAAAUAUUAUCUGUGUAUAUAUUAGAGAAACUCUAAACUAUCAGAGAACAUAUGUUACUUUUUUUGUAGAAUAUUUCAGAUUAGAGAUGGAAAAGCCUAAAAUUUUUGAUGAUCUCAUCACGUUAUGUUUUUUCUUUAAAAAGUGGUAGACAGGAAUUGGUCAUAGCUUCCUAUUCCUUCCCUCCUCCCUUUUUUAUCAUGUUUCUGUUAAGAAUUGCUCAUAUUUUGGGUCAAAAAAAUCUACGGACAACUGACAUUGGAAAGGUUACCAUGUUACAUCAACCUAUUAACAACACUUAAAUGUGUUUUCCCUGUGAAUCGAUGGCCUUAUGCACAUGAACCCAGCUUAUACAGAAUGCAACAUUUUACUUAUGGUUGGGGCUGUACUUACAAGCUGAGGGCUUCUCUGUGCUACUUUGACAAACAGGGAUUUUACAGGGAAAGUUGAAAGACCUGUUACAGGCACAGUUUGUCCAAAAAGAAAAUAGUGAGACUAGAUUAAGAGCUGUUGCAUUCAGGUGUCUGAUUUUUAGCCUUCCUCUUCCACCCUUGCUGUUGUUGUGGACACAAGCUCUACAUGGAGUGCAGCUGUGUGCUGCCUGAAGAGAUCAUCUGCAGCUGCAUUUUCAUGCAGGAGCAGCUCCUGUGGGACCUCUGUUUCACCCAUUUCAGGAUGAACAGCAAAUAUCUUCUGGUCCAGCUGCUUAAGCUUUUCAAGGCCAUUUUAACCAAAACCAGGUGAGAGAGCAUUCGCAUGAGCAACUACACUAGCAGUUACCUUUGAGAGAAGGGUGUGAGAACAGGUGUGGAUGGUGCUGUUAUUGCUUUUUCCAGCACAGCUGUAAAUGGAGUGGAUUUCUGUUCCGUGUGUGCUUGGCUAUCUGUUGAGUCUCAAAGACAGUUAAAUGGCUGGGGAUGACACAGGGAUUUUAAUGCUCAUUAGGGCUAUGAAGAUGAUUAGAGGGCUGGAGCCCCUCUGCUAUGAUAACAGGCUGAGAAAGUUGGGGUUGUUCAGCCUGGAGAAGAGAAGGCUCCAAAGAGAUCUUAUAGCAGCCUUCCUGUAUCUGAAAGAUGUGUACAAGAAAGCUGGGGAGGGACUUUUUAUGAGGGUUUGUAGUGAUAGUAUGAGAGGAAAUGGCUUUAAAUUGGGGGGGGGGAAAGAUUUAGACUAGAUAUUAGGAAGAAAGUCUUCAUAAUGAGGGUAGUGAGUAACUGGCACAGGCUGCCCAGGGAAGUUAUGUAUGCCCCCUCCCUGGAAAUAUUCAAGGCCAGGUUGGAUGGGACCUUUGGCAGCCUGAUCUGGUGGGAGGUGUCCCUGACCGUGGUGAGGGGGGUGGAACUGGAUGAUCUUUAAGGUCCCUUCCAACCCAAACCCUUCUAUGAUUCUAUGAUUUUAUUCCAAGACGAAAAAAUGCAAGAAGUGUGUGCCAGAGAUUGUGCAGGGAAGCAACACCUACAUUAGCAGCAGUACAGGACAGUAGGAACAGAUCAGUAGUGGAGAAAAGCUGGCGCUGAAGGUCUGGCAUCCAUGCCACACAAGUUGUAAGAGUUUACUUCGGACUAGUUGUAGUCUGGUCCUAUGGGCUUAAUGCGUAUUAAAAGCCCAUUCCAGUUUUACUCCUGGAAUAAACUUUCGGUAAUAAGUUGGAAUAUUCUUCCAGCCUAGUUUCAUUUAAGAGACCAAGUAGAUGUCCCCUGAGACUACCACAGUGUGAAGAAGAAAGCACAGUAAUUGGAGACAUUGGUAAGAUUUCCCCUAAAAGCUCACCUAAGAUACUAAUGUAGAAAUGUCCACAGUUACCCACGUCACCUGGUUUGAUAUCAGCUGAGAGACAAAAUGUCCACAUAAUCGAUCAAAGUUGAUGGCUGUCCAUGAAUGGAACCUUCUCAGCUCUAUAGUGGCUUAUUCUCUCAACCCUACUAGGGUUGUCAGUGAAGUCAUUAAGUAGCUAUAUGUUUUAAAAUUCUUAAAUAAUUCUACUUAGGUGUUUGCUUUCUCUCUAAUAUUGUCGUAUCCCUGGCGAUGUGUGCCCUCUUUCAGCUUUGUCAGGAUAUAACGGGAAAGCAAAGGGAACAUUAGCUCCAUGCAGUGUAAGGCUUCAUCCACCAGGUGUUUGACAGCCAUAUUUUAGAUAAGACUCUGUGAAAAAUGUGCUUUAUUUUUUAACAACGUAAACAUAUUUUCAAAAAGAAAAAAAUCAACUUUAUUUUAUGGGGAAUUAUUAUUAUUCUUUCACUGAUAUACUUUGCUGCUGUUUUCCCUUCAUUCUUUUUUUCUGCUCAGAAGGAGAAAUUGAGCCCAUGCUUAAACUAUAGCUUAUACACCUUGGGUAGAGGAUAGCACUAAAAUAGGGCUUGCUAACCAGCUUCAGACUUAACAACACUGAAGAAAGAAUGGAAGCUUUUGCAUGGCCAUUACUCUAAAAACCAAAAUAGGCUAUUGGUUAUGCUUUUGGUUUUCUCUAGUAUGCUUGCCAGGCACUCAUUUUGUCUGUGUCUAAUUAUUUGGUGUGGAUGGGGAGUCCCAUUCACUCUGCAGGCUUCAGCCCUCUGCUGCCCAGUCAUCUGGGUCAUACGCAGUCCUAGCUGUUACAUUUCCGAAUAAGAUGAAACAAAAAAAUGCUGUGAAUGAUACUGCUUCAAGUGAAGGACCCGAUCAGAAGUCUUCUCAAGGCUUCUGAUCAGAUGGGAUUUGAAUGGGUGAGGAAAGCAGCCUUAUACAAGGUCAGAGCUUCAUAAGUGAAGGCUACAGUUUUUUUACAGGCUCUGGUGCUCCUGAAAGGGGAGCGAUUUGCCUGGUAAUUAGGUCAGGAUUGUAAUAGUUUGUCUUCCUUUUAUGUUGUUAUGUGAAUAACUCGGAUUUCUUUUUUCUUCUCCUCAGACUCAGCAGUACAAUUUCAAAAUUGACAUGGUGCUUAUCAGAAGUUAGUAAUUGGAUAGUGCAACCCAUUUGUUUGAUAAAGCUGAACUGUUCAUUUUUGGUUUCUAAAAGCUAAUAGGCAUUGUUCCUUCUUUGACAUUUGAUUUUAAUGGCUGUAAUGUUGCUCCUGUCUCAACAGUUAUAUGUCUGGGUGUUUUCCUUGAUUCAGUGCUUGCUCUGCAGGCUGCAGGAGAUUUUUUUUUAACUCUUUAGCUUCUGGCAUCUGUAGUAGUUUCCUCGCUCCUCCAAAUGUUGCUCUAUGUCAUGGAUCUGUCAAAUGCAAAGUGCUAGGAUUCAACAGCGAACUAAAGCUGAAGGUACAAGUGCAGUUUUUCCCAGGUCUGCAUUUCUCUAGUUGGUUCAGAAAUCACAUAACCAUAAGAAAAAAAUCUUCAUUAUUGUUUUGCAUCUGUGUGAUCCUAAGAAAAGUGGAGAGGUGGUGUCAAACUUUGAUGGAAAAGGGGUGUGUAACACUCCUCUGACUGUAUCAUCUGCUGCUGAUGAAGUUCUCCAAAGUAUCACUCUGGUACUAUAGGAUUGGCUUAUUGCAGGUCUUUUUUCUUUGGCCUUCAAACAAAAUCAGUUCAUGAACUAUGCAACACUGCUUUAAGACUGCUAGUCUUUUUAUAAGACUAGCCUAAUCUACAUAUGCCAUUGUCUCUGCUUUACAGUGUUUUAAUUGGCUACAAGCAGCUUACCAUACUGAUUGAAAAAUCCUUCUGUUGCAUUUAGAGCUACAGCUAAUUAUGAUCUUACUCCUCUCCUUGUAUUCUUGAUUUGUACUUCACAUCUCCCUCUCAGAGCUCCCUACUUUUUCUUUCAGCCUGGAGUCUCCCCUACUGGAACUCAUUCCCACCCUGGUUUCAUAAAACCCCAUUCCUAAACCACUGCUCUUAGCAAGAUACUGAAUAAGAUGGACUGUUGUUCUGGGGCUGGAUGGCAAAUUCUGCUUUCCAAGUAAAUACUGCACAGCUCUUGGUAGUAUCAUUAUGUUAGCUAAGGCUGGGUGUUUAGAGACUGUUUCUGUAGCAAAAUAGAAAAUAUAAAUUUAAAAAAAAUGACCUUAAGUAUUUUGUGCAGUUUUAUUGGGGUUAAAGAAAGUUCAUUAAAUUCAUUAUUUCCUUACAGUUAAAUACAGUAGAAUCCUUACUGAAAAGGCUGUUAGAAACAACAGUUUUCACUUUUGAUAGCUGUAAAUAUGUAGCAAAUUUAAUUGAAUAACUGAUUAUUAUGGAAAGACUAUAAAGAGAAAAAUGCUUCAAUGAAGUAUUAUUUUCCAGAAAUCUGACUAGUAAUUUCUCCUAUAUUAUGAUCCAAUGAUCCAAGAACUUCUAACUCCUGCGAAAAAACCCAACAUGUUAAAUAUUGCAGAAUAUCCAUCUUAUUUUUAAGACUGGUACCUCCAAUUGCUGUACAAUCCUUGCUGCUGAUGUAAUCAAUGGGAAAUCUGUUUAAGCAGGAAAGAUGUGAAAUAGCAUGCCACACUGUGUCAUGAAUAAAGCUGAAAAAAUUCUACUUGACACAUUGUGUCACAAGCUGGUGGCAGAAAUUUUAGGAUAGUUCAGGAACUCAAAGAGAGUUCUUCAAAGAUCUGGAAAGUGUUGUCAUCAAUCUCUUUGGAAUAAAAUGUGUGAAUUAUUUUUAUCAUUCUGUGUCUUUAAUAUCCAUAUUUCCUUCUUUUGUGCCUUAUUUUAUGCAUUUAAUUCAAAUGAGAGCAAAUGUAUUCUCGAUGAAUGUCAUAUACAUAUUAUAUAAUAGAACUAUGAUUAACUCUAUGAAUAAUUACCAGUUGCAACUAAACAAUUCAGAUGGAUAGUUUCAUUAAGUAAACAACAUGGGGUCAUUAUAAGGUUCUGGUUGCUGCCCCCAAUGUUAGAAAAAAAUAUAGUUCUCUGAACCGCCAGUCUGUAUUGGUGAUAAAAUAUCCCAAGUAGGCUCACAUUAAGCUGGAUAAUAUUCAGGCUGCUUGAUUUGUAUUGAAUAUGUGUCUGGUGGCUGAAACCCACUGUAAUGAACUAGCCCACAAAUCACAGCUUAAUGGGAAUCUACUUAUACAUAUUGCUUAAUUAAAAGUUGUGAGCUUAUUAACAUGUGUCUUUGGCACUGAGCUUUGGGGAUGUAAUCUCUGUGCAAAUAAGACUAGGUUGUAAAAGUUUUAUAGAUUGACGAUGAUAUUAAAUUCCAUACCUUAAUAACCCAUAAUUUUCACAAAGCAUGGUUCCUUUUCUGUAUUUAUUCAAAGCUGUGACAAAUUAUUUGUUUGCAGUUCUUUACAGUGUAGGACUU
Cuculus canorus (common cuckoo) is the source of this 11791-nucleotide messenger RNA. RefSeq lists its product as uncharacterized. Gene Ontology annotation, cellular component: perinuclear region of cytoplasm. Bases 1 to 3156 code for a protein of 1051 amino acids. Lineage: Eukaryota; Metazoa; Chordata; Aves; Cuculiformes; Cuculidae. The record is from RefSeq and is a predicted model, not a curated record. The transcript is spliced from 21 exons.